AUGGGAUCACCUCGGUAUGGUCAAAAUCAUGGUCAACGACGCCGUCGAGUCCAACGGGGCAUCAAGCGCAUCCAUUUAUGGUACUUACUUGCUACUGCCUUUUUACUCGUGUACCUGGUUUUCCUUGCUCAUUGGGGCUUCGGAAACAUCUCGAGCCUGGAAGGCUUCGUGUCCACUGAGCCGCUCAAAAAUCUGCGCAAGAUCAGCAGCAUGAAGAGCAUUCCCUUGAACGGUAAUACAGUGGUUGAGGACGUUGAAGAACAAUCAGAAGAAUAUCAGGGAGUUGCGGGGCACGUGCACCACCAAGUCGAUAUCCUUCAAGUUGGGCGUCGUCCAACGACAACACCUUCGACUGUCGCUUUCGUAGCGACUGGAACUGAACUUGCGGCAGUAACGCAGCCACCUCAAAUGCUAGAUCAUGCAGUGGUUGAUGGAGAGAUGAAAGGGAGCACGCAGAGUAGGGAAGAGAUGGACGACCAACCGGUAGAAGCACCCAAGGUGGUAGCUGCAGUCAAGCCUACGAUUUCGGCUAAUAUGGAACAGCAGGUUGCUGCCACGGCUGCAUCAAAGGUCGAGGCUUUGGCGGUCACGUUGGCUCCGUCGACUCCAAAGUAUGCGACAGUCUCUGGGUACGCAGCUACGAUGAAGUUCUUGAAGAGCUACCGGUACAAUCCAGACGAGCCGCUGUUCCUCUUUUUCACAUGCAGCGACGAGCACUUUCAAGCAAGUGACUGGUCAAAAGAGUGUGUCCAGGGAAAGCAGCGCGUGUACGACGUGUUUUCACAGUCACCAGGAAGCAAUCGGCUCGUGACGGUUUUUGCAGGUUCGGAAAAGUACUGGAAACGCCACAAUGACUUUAACGAUGACUUGGAUUUGCGGGUGAAGGGCGUGCCUUGCAUAAUGAAGUGGGAAGGACGCGACAGAAGGACGGGAGGGAUGCUCGUGCAAAAGUCGUUGUACGACAAGCCGUUUCUCCGGUAUUUGUUCAAGAAAACAGGCCAGCCUGAGGCAUUCUUUGCUUCCACUGACGUCAAGAACAAGCAAAUCGUCACGGUGAAAGGCUAUGAUGGCUACCAGGAUGCCAUGUCCAGGUAUGUGCAGGAGGACGACCCGGUUCCUACAUUUCUGAUGAUGGUCUCAGGCCGAAUCCAGAGCAACAAAAGACCAUGGUGUCCGUACUGCCGGUACUCCGAGUUACCCCUUGAGUUCGCCUUUUACUCGUAUGCUCCAAAGAAUGCGCGCAUGUUUCGUGUGGAAGUCACUGACUCGUAUGCGGAGUGGAGAAAGCGCAACAAAUUCAGCCGUGACAAAAACCUGAAACUUCGGAGCGUGCCGCUGAUGUUUUACGUCGAGCCAGUUCCUGCUUCUAGCGCAAACGGCACCGGAUCAUUCAAGGCCAUAUCGCACAAAGUUCGAUACGAUAGACUAGCUUCGUUACGCGAGCUUUUCAGUAGUUUUGCGUAG
This is a messenger RNA of Peronospora matthiolae, 1464 nucleotides long. The record is from the annotation of a GenBank genome assembly. Lineage: Eukaryota; Oomycota; Peronosporomycetes; Peronosporales; Peronosporaceae.